This is a messenger RNA of Microdochium trichocladiopsis, 2105 nucleotides long. RefSeq names its product Alpha/Beta hydrolase protein. NCBI's taxonomy places the organism in Eukaryota, Fungi, Ascomycota, Sordariomycetes, Xylariales, Microdochiaceae. The record is from RefSeq and is a predicted model, not a curated record. The transcript is spliced from 2 exons. The coding region runs from base 38 to 1963 and encodes 641 amino acids.
CAGGUCAUUACCACGACAGGACGAUCCCCCUUCCACUAUGAGCGCAUUGAUCACUAGACAUGGAGACCGCACAGCGGCUUCCGUGACAGUGGCGGCGGCGGCGUUGACAAGCUGCGCGGCCCUGCGUCUUGGCUGGACUCUCUACAGAGACUACGGCAGCAACCACAACAACAACAACAAGAACAACACCACCACGAGCACGGAAAAACAAAGCACGGAAUACAUCGCUUCCCCCAUCCAGACCCAAAUCCCACAUCUCUCCUCGUCCCAAAUCGUCAGCCUCCCGUAUCCUCCCACAGGUGCACUCCCUGGUGCAAGAGAUGUCCCCACGGCAUACGGGAGCAUCAGGGUGUACGAGUGGGGGCCCGAGACGGGCGAGAAGGUACUGUUCGUGCACGGCAUUAGCACGCCGUGCAUCGCGCUUGGGGAUCUGGGCUGGGAGCUUGUGGGGAGGGGCUAUCGCGUUAUGCUGUUCGAUCUCUUUGGCAGAGGGUACUCUGAUGCGCCCCAGAACGUCCCCUACGAUGUAAGACUGUACACCACGCAGAUACUCCUAGUCCUCGCAUCAUCACGGCUCUCCUGGCUCGGCACCCCAUCGCCCGCCUCCUCCUCCUCCUCCUCCUCCUCCUUCCAAAACAGCACCACUAGCGGCAGCAGCAGCAGCAUCAGGAAAGACCCGCCAGGCUUCCACCUCCUCGGCUACUCCCUCGGCGGGUGCCUGUGCGUGUCGUUCGCGACGCAGUUCCCGCACCUGCUGCGCUCGCUCGACCUCGUCGCGACCUCUGGCCUGAUCAGGCGGCACCACAUCGGCCGCUCGAGCAGGCUCCUGUACGAGAGCGGGCUGUUGCCCGAGUGGGUUGUCCAGAGGCUGGUGAGGAGGCGCAUACGGCCGUCUUCUCCUGCUCCUCGUACGACCGAGGGAGAUGCGUCCAUGAUGCCGGGCGCCAAGCGUCCGGUCUGUGAUGAGGAAGGAGAGCGCCACGGGGAGAUUGCAGGAGAGGGAAAUGCGGCGGGUGGUGCGAGAGAUGGCCUCAAGGCGCUGGUGAUGGGUGAGGCGGGCCCAAGCGCAGCUGGAAGAGGGGGAAGAAGUAGAACACAGGAUGCCGCGGCCGCAGCAGCCGCGGUCGGCGACGUAACACAGGGCAGCGUCAGCGGGGUCGCGGACCUGCUUAUGGCAGAAGGAGCCGUCGUUACAACAGCGGAGUCGCCCGCAUCAUCUAACCCGGCAGCUCGACAGCUACCCAUCACCACCACCACCACCGGCAACGUCACGCAGGAAAGUCAACAGCGAAGCAGCGACGACACGACCCGGCCAAGGAACGCCAACAGCGACGCCACCGGUGGCGCCGCAUUCGACAGCGCCUCGCUGUCCCGGCACUGGCGGCCUGAGGUGACCGUCUCAUCUGUCGUGCAGUGGCAGGUCGACCAGCACGCCGGCUUCGUGGGCGCGUUCCUGAGCACGAUCCGCGAGUGUCCGAUCUACAGCCCCCGGGGCGACGAGGACUGGCGGGCGCUGAGGGGGAUCUUGCUGGGACAACGUCGUGGUGCUGGCUACGCUGGCGGCGCUAGUGGCGGGGAUAAUAAGUCUGACAUGAGGAACUGGGGGGCGGCGGCGGCGGAACAAGAGGUUUCACACGGGAAUGAGGGUGCUCGGCGUUACUGGGAUGAGGAGGAGGAGGAGAAGAAGAGUGACAAGUUGUCGUUGAGUGGUCUCGCAGCAAAGGGCAAGAUCCUGGUCAUCCUCGGCGGCAAGGACUCUGUCAUUGAUCGUGACGAGACUGUCGAGGAUAUCACUGCGAUCCUGGGCGGUGGGGAUGAUAGUGAUGGUGUUGAUACUGGCGAUGCGGAUGGGAGUGCCUGCCGGCUUGUGGACUUUGUUGUCCUGGAGCACGCCGGGCAUGAAGUCCCCAUCACGGCGAGCACCGAGGUUGCGGACGCGUUGGCGCAGCAUUGGCGUGGGUAAGGCGAGGCAAGGCUGCCAGAUAAGACAUACAUUCAGCAUUUCCCUAAGCCUUGCCUUCUUGUUAGAUCUUUAGAUAAGGCUUCAACUAGACUUUUGCAAUACAGGAUCGUCGACCUUGCCCUGCUCGCACCAAAGGAUAUUG